AUGUUCACUUCCCGCUUCGCCGUCCUUGCGCUGUUCGCCUUCUUCGCUGGUGCCAACGCCAACGGGACAUGUGCAAUGUGCCAAGAUACCGUGGACAUCGAAGGUGUGGCGGUCUACACGCUAGCCAACAGCACCGUUGAGACCAGCGGGUACACACUUUGCUCCUACACUAAUACUAAGCUGGGCAUUAAGGUGACCUGCGAGUAUUCGAGCGACGGCGCAUUCCAGGAUGGGGAUGAAUUGUGUCCGAGUAAGGAUGUAGAGUGGAAGCAGGCCGACGGGAGUAGCAAUCUUGUCCUGCAGGCAGCUGGGCAGCAUCAGUGA
This is a messenger RNA of Suillus plorans, 324 nucleotides long. RefSeq lists its product as uncharacterized. The record is from RefSeq and is a predicted model, not a curated record. Lineage: Eukaryota; Fungi; Basidiomycota; Agaricomycetes; Boletales; Suillaceae. The transcript is spliced from 4 exons. Bases 1 to 324 code for a protein of 107 amino acids.